AUGUCAUUUACUAAUAAUGAAUUAAAAGAAAUCGAAAUUUUUGUUGUAAAUUUGUUAAGGGAUAAGGUCGGUCCAAUAAUCAAAUCUGAAACAGGGAUCACAUCCCAACAAUAUAUUGAUAAGACCAAUGCAGUAGAUUUAGUUACAAAAUACGAUAAACAAGUGGAGGCAAUUAUAAAAGACACAAUCAAGGACAAAUUUGGUGAUAAAUUUAAUUUCAUUGGAGAAGAGGAAUAUAUCCCAGGUAAAACUAAAAUCUCAAAUAAUCCUACAUUUAUUUUAGAUCCAAUUGAUGGUACUACAAAUUUUAUCCAUGGUUUUCCUUAUAGUUGUUGCUCUUUAGGACUAGCUAUCGACGGUCACCCUGUUGUUGGUGUGGUUUACAAUCCACAUUUAAAUCAAUUAUUUCAUGCAUCAAGAGGGAAUGGUGCCUUUUUGAAUAACCAAAGGAUCAAUGCUACAAGCAGACGUUUAACAUUACAAAAAUCGUUAAUAGGUCUUGAAGCAGGGUCCGAAAGAAGUACGGAACCUGAUAGUAACUUUAACAAGAAAAUGACCACUUACAAAAAUCUGUUAAGUGAAGAUGGUGGUUUUAUCCACGGAUAUAGAUCCUUUGGAAGUGCAGCAAUGAAUAUAUGCCAUACGGCCAUUGGUGUUCUUGACGCAUACUGGGAAGGUGGAUGUUGGGCAUGGGAUGUCUGUGCAGGUUGGUGUAUACUAGAGGAAACUGGUGGGAGAAUUGUCGGUGGUAAUCCUGGUGAAUGGGAUGUUCCUAUUAAUGGACGUUGCUAUUUGGCUAUUCGUGGAGGAUGUGGUAAAAAUGAACAAGAUAAGUUUACUAAAGAUUUCUGGGACCAAGUUGAUGGAAAACUACAGUAUUCUGAAUGA
Messenger RNA from Arxiozyma heterogenica, 888 nucleotides. It is a transcript of the gene INM2, whose product is annotated as inositol monophosphate 1-phosphatase INM2. Bases 1 to 888 code for a protein of 295 amino acids. The record is from RefSeq and is a predicted model, not a curated record. Gene Ontology annotation, molecular function: inositol monophosphate 1-phosphatase activity. The transcript has a single exon. Gene Ontology annotation, biological process: signal transduction; inositol metabolic process; phosphatidylinositol phosphate biosynthetic process. Lineage: Eukaryota; Fungi; Ascomycota; Saccharomycetes; Saccharomycetales; Saccharomycetaceae.